Molecule: messenger RNA, 2868 nt
Organism: Moesziomyces antarcticus
Lineage: Eukaryota; Fungi; Basidiomycota; Ustilaginomycetes; Ustilaginales; Ustilaginaceae
Product: single-domain possibly non-specific due to the lack of the second domain
Exons: 1
Coding region: 1-2868 (955 amino acids)
Biological process (GO): DNA-templated DNA replication
Molecular function (GO): pyridoxal phosphate binding; chromatin binding
Source: RefSeq, a predicted model, not a curated record
AUGGUGCCCGACACCGACUUCACAGCGGCGCUCAACAAGCCGCUCGAGGUCGUCCAGAAGAUCUACAGCGAUGCUCAGGACAAGUCGCCCGACAACAUCACCAAGCUCGUCACAGCCCACUUCCAGCAACUCUUUGCCUCUUCCGAUGCCAAGUCCAAGAUCCCCACUCUGUCCGCUGCCAAUAUCGCCACGCUUCUUCCAAAAGCGAAUGCCGAUGCUGGCAGCUUACAUCGUCUGGUUCGGUUCCGCGCCAUGAUCCAGGACACCGGUCUGGGUACCGAGGUGUUCUUGGCCAAGCAUCAACAGGGGGACCGCAACAUCACCGGCCUCUUUGGCGGCGAGGCCAUCCUUCCAGCCUCGGAGAGCUCAGUCGAUACUGAGCACGCCGAACCUGAUCAUCAGAAUCUUGCCGAGAGAGCAGUCAUGUACGCCGUCUCCGUGCCUGGCCAGACGGAAUGGGCGGCCCAAGCGCAUCGCGAGGCGGCAGCUGAAGCAUCCUCCGAUUCCAGCGUUGAUGAGCUCACCAGCGCCACUGCAGCAGUAGCUCUCGAAGAGCCUCAGUCACCACAAAAGGUCGAGGAAGUGCGUCAGCGCAUCCGUCGCGCGGCCGAGAAGGGAAAGGCAAUCGGAUCGUCAGGCAAGGUGCCCCGUCUCGUCGCGAUCUCCAAGCUCCACCCUCCUUCGGCCAUCCUCGCUGCACACAAGAAAGCUGGCCAGCUGCAUUUCGGCGAGAACUACGUCCAAGAGAUGGUCGACAAGGCCAAGGUGCUCCCUCGCGAGAUUCGCUGGCACUUUGUCGGCGGUCUGCAGAGCAACAAGGGCAAGCUUCUGGCAUCCAUUCCCAACCUUUACCUCUUGGAAACGCUCGACUCGAUCAAGGCGGCGAACGUCCUGCAAAAGGCGCUGUCUUCUCCGGACGCUGCCAAGCGCGACGAGCCUCUGCGUGUCUACCUCCAGGUGAACACGAGUGGCGAGGAUGCCAAGAGCGGCCUGCCUCCCGUCCUGUCCACCGACCCGGAGCAAGCCAAGGAGAGCGAGCUGCUCAAGCUCGCUGUCCAUGUCAUCACCACGUGCCCGAACCUGCGUCUGCGCGGUGUGAUGACUAUCGGCGCUGCGGCCAACAGCUCCAGUGCCGACGCGGAUCAGCCCAAGAGCGUCGACGAAAUUGUCUCGGCCAAUCCAGACUUUGAAAGGCUCAUUCACACGCGCAAGAACCUGGUCGAGUUGUUGCGCAAGGACCCUGAUGUGGCCAAGGCGGAUCAGGCCCAUGUCAAGGAGGCCUAUGCGGAUCUGCUGGAGGGGUCCGAGGCAAACGGCGGUCUAGAGCUCAGCAUGGGCAUGUCGGCUGACAUGGAUGUGGCCACCAUGGCUGGAAGCGACAACGUCCGAGUGGGUACCGAUUGUUUUGGACGCCGACCUGGCACGCGGGAGGAGGCGAUGAACGGCAUGAAGCGCGAACUCGAAGUCGGUCCCGAGGCUGCUGCCGAGGAGCUGAAAGGCUCAUCAGCUCCGUCGCAGGGCGGUGCGGCAUCGUCCAGCUCGAGCGGAGCGGAUAAGUUCACUUUGCCCCGGGCUUAUCUCGCCAAGUCUCCUCUGCCCGAGGCUCCGCACGUCGGCGGGUUGGUGAAGCUGUACGAUCUGGAAGCGGCCGAGAAGUUCAAGACGACCGAGCUGGUCGAGGUGAUCGGCAUCCUGGACAAGGCGAGCCUGCCCCAGGCCGAGUGGCAAGAGACCGGGUCCGGAGCUGCCUCGGGCGCCGAGCCGGCAGAGGUGCCUUGCAUCCACGCUGUGUGCGCUUUCGCCGUCGAGCUUGAUUCUGUCCGAGCUCAGGAGUCGACGGGCGGAUCGUCGUCCGGCAAUGCGCUGGCGCAGGCAGCGGAUCGAGAUGCUCUUAUUACGUUUCUCAGCGGCGGUUUGGCAGGCGACAAGUUGGCGGCCGAGCUGGUGCUGCUGGCGACGAUCGCGCGCAUCCACGUGCGACGCGCCAACCUGUGUCUCGGCGCACUCACGCUCAACGUGUCCAACUUUGGAGCGGCAGGCAAGACGGCUUCUUCGGCGGAGCAGACGCAGCUCUCGCGCCGGCUCAACAUGCUGCUUCCGGCGGUGGUGGAUGUUUCGAUGGAGCUUGCUUCGCUCAACGACGACCGCAAGCCUCUGUACGCGCGCAGCGCCGGCGAGGGGACGGGACUGGAAGCGGGUCGGCUUCAGCUCGUGAAUGGCACGACGAUCGUGGUGAACGAAGGCACCAUGGGCGAGGGACAGCUCAAGGAGUCGGGCAUCCGCAACAUCCGUGCGCUUUCGUCGGUGCUCGAGUCGCACAAGCUGCCGUACGCAUUUCCGUACUCGGAGUUUGAGUUCGACACGGACCUCAACGCGAUCGUCCUGAGCCAGGGCAAGAGUUUCCUGCCCUUCGACAUCCACUGCCCGCUGUCGCCCGAGGCUGGUAGCGAGGAUCUGUACUCGAGCUCGGUGCCCAAGGACGAGGCAGAACAGCUGGCUGGCUGGAGAAGCGCUCUGCUUGAGGCGAGGAGUCUGGCGACUGCCAAGGCGUUCGAGAUCCCCGAUAGCGUCAGCGAGCAUAUUCAGCACGAGUUUGUCGCCGAGAGACGCAAAGAGCAGCAGGAGUCCAAGGAUGCCCACGGAGGUGUGGCGAGCAAGGAAGGCGCGUUGGGACAGGAGGAUCUGCUGCGCAGAAUGUCGCUCGUCCGUCUGCUGGCCAUCUCGCACGCCGAAAAGACGCUCACGAUCGAGAGGUGGAAUUCCGCCGUGGAGCUCGACAAGCAGCUCAUGCAGCGUGUGGCUGCCGCUCAGCCGCAGUCGCAGCAAAACCCUGCAUCGGGCUCGGCCGGCGCUGGCGUAUCUCGUUAG